Cornus florida is the source of this 2510-nucleotide messenger RNA. RefSeq lists its product as uncharacterized. The transcript has 5 exons. The record is from RefSeq and is a predicted model, not a curated record. Lineage: Eukaryota; Viridiplantae; Streptophyta; Magnoliopsida; Cornales; Cornaceae. The coding region runs from base 216 to 1790 and encodes 524 amino acids.
ACAGCUUAUAGUGCAGAGAGAGAGAGAGUGUGUGGAGAGAGAGAGAGAGAGAGAGUGGGAGAGAGAGUAUGCCCACCAUGAACAGUUGUCUUUCGUCGGCAUCACCUACAGAAAUUUGAAUCCCCGUUGUCUCUGUUGUUUUAUAGAGAGAGAGAGAGUCACUGUGUGCGUGUGAGAGAGAGAGAGAGAGGUGGGCAGUUACAGAUGCUCUGGAAAUGGGGAAAGUCGAAGAACAACUACAUCUGCAGCGGCAGCAGAUUGAGGGGAAUCGAACUCGCUCUACAAUCUGCUGCGAGAGUUGUUCGGUGGGUCUGUCUAGAAUCGGUCGGCAGUUCAAUGUCAAAUGCGCCGUCGUUUUGAUUUUCAGCGUGUGUGCGUUCCUGUCUGCUAUAUUUUGGGUCCUUCCUCGUCACUCGAGACAGUCCGGGUUCGAUGCCAUAGAGGCAGUCAAACUUAGUGCUACAGUUCAGGCAUAUUUCAAACUGCAAAAGCCAGUUUCAGUGCUUGUUCCUCACAUUGCAAGAUUAGAGUAUGAUAUCAAUGGGGAAAUAGGUGUCCCGUUUACAAAGGUUGCUGUCCUAUCUAUGCACCGAGCAGGUGCAUCUAACUUGACUGAUGUUAUUUUCGGUGUUCUUUCUGAUCCAAUGGAUUCCCGAAUAAAUUCAGUGUCGUUAAGUGUGCUGAAGUCGUCGUUGAUAGAGCUGUUCCUUGAGCAAAUUAAUUUGACUUUGUCAACUUCAAUUUUUGGGCAGCCAUCUUCAUUUGAGAUUUUGGAGUUUCCUGGAGGAAUUACUGUAAUUCCUCCUGAGCAAUCUGCUUCCAUUUGGCAGAUACCCCAGAUCCUUUUCAAUUUUACUCUUUAUAAUUCUAUAUAUGAAAUAAAGGAGAAUUUUAUUGAGUUGAAGGAACAGCUGAAGUUGGGGUUGCAUCUGAGGCCUUAUGAGAAUGUGUAUGUGCAGGUGACAAACAAAAAUGGGUCAACAAGAGCUCCCCCAGUCACAGUUCAGGCUUCGGUUACGUCAGACCUGGGAAUUCUUCUGCCACAAAGAUUGAAGCAAUUGGCUGAAACAAUCACAGGGUCUCCUGCAAAAAAUCUUGGCCUCAGUAACUCUGUUUUUGGUAAAGUUAAGGAAAUCAGAUUAUCUUCCUUUCUCAAUCGUACACUUGAUGCAACCCCACCAACUCCUUCUCCUACUCCAGCUCCUGCUCCAUCUCCUGAGGAAAAUGACUAUGCAGAACCCUCUAUUUCCCCAUAUCCUUCUCAUUCUCCAUCUUAUUCGCCAGUUCCCUCACCUAAUUUUCAUCACUCGCCACCUUGUUUAGACUGUGAUGCUUCUUCGCCGUCUGAUGAUGACUUCCCAUAUGCACCGAGACCGGAAAAUGGGCCCUGCCCCUCUUUACCUCCGAUUUCAAGUUCUCCUGCACCUUCAAUUAUAAAUACACAUUCCCCUCGCUCUAGUCCACAUUGUGGUUCCACAGUUCCACUAAGCCCCUCACCAGCAUCUCAUUCUAACCCAACUGCACCUACAUUUUCACCUCUGGCUUCUGCUGCAUAUCCACCUUCCAUGGGUCCCCCAUCACAGCUGUCCCCAGAUCUUUCUCCUUUACCUGCUGUAUCCUAUGGUUCCAGUCCAGGCCAGGACAAGGGGAAUGGGAAAGAGUUAUUAUCUCCACCACCAGCCUCGCCGUCAAUCUCACCAUCGCCAUCAUCUUUUGCGACAGGUCCUUACAAGGAGAUCUGGUUAUUUGGCUUCCUUGGACUCCUGACAUUCCAUCUUCUAUGUUGGUGAUAGUGAUAAAUUUGCGCAUCAUACUACAGAAAUAUAGUUUCCAAGCUUGCUAAGUACAGCAGCUGACAGUUUUGGUCUGGCAUAGGAUGGUAGAAGCUUUGGUGAAAAAAGUUAUUGGGCGCUUUUGAUGCGAGCGGUAUGGUAUAUAUAAUGUACAUGAACUGGAGAAAGUUACAGGUCAAAGCCGAAAGAUGGCGGGCCUCUCUCUUUUCUACAUUAUAACAUCGCAUGAAGACAUGGGGUGUUCUUCCCAAAGGGAAUAAACUCCUAGAGACGGUAACUGGUUAAGAACUGAAUGCUCUCGUGCAGUAUUUCAAGGAGAAACCAUCUUAGUGUUCAAGUGUAAGAUAUACAGGUUCUUUUUGAGCAUCUGCAAUGUGAGGAGGCACAGCAAAGUAUGUAACAAAGAAACGGGAUUAACUGGUGUUAACAAACACAUUGAAAGAUAUGGGUAUAUAUUUUACAUCAAAAUCAUUGGGAGGCUUGAAACUGAGGAUGGUCGAGAUAUAAUUUGAUUUUUGUUGUUUAGUUAUGAUUUUUUGGUAUAAAGAUACAGUAAUCGCCCACAGAGCAAGCCUUGCUGAACUAAAGGGUUAGCACAUCACAUGCAGCAACGUCAUAGUGUGGACUUUUGAAAUUUCACUGCUAAAGAUGGAGGAAAAAUUAUAUAAAAAAUUGUGUUAUUUCAGAAAAUAUGUUUUAUCUUUAGGUGCCAUAGAA